GCGUGACCGGGGCGGGCGUUGAAGUUGGGUUGAGAAGCUUCGCUCGGUGCACAAUAAACAAACACAGCGGCCCCGACCCGACAAUACGACCCCCGCCCUUAGCGGCUGCUGCAAUAUUAAUUCCACAUUCGCAAGGCGGCGAAAGUUCACCUCCUUGACCCAGGUGGAGCAAAUUUUAAGAAAACAUGUCACGGAGUAACAGAAAUAAUCGUGCCUGGCGGUAUGUGUACAGUGGUGUUCGAGAAGCUGAUACUGUGGCAGUGGUAUUGCCCGAAGGUUCAGCAGGUCCUAACCCUGGCUAUGACUCGGAUGGUCAGCACAGUGAUUCUGAUUCUGAGCCAGAAUUCCACUUGCCGCCAUCAAUACCAACAGCAUUACCGGUGACAGGGGAAUCGUACUGUGGCUGUGUAAGCCAAAAUGACACCAGAUACUGCAGGAGCAUGCGCAGUUUUCAUCGUAUGAAAGAUUGUCACUGUGGAGAAAAAGAUGAAUAUUUUGAAUGGAUGUGGGAUGAUUCAACCAAGUCUUCUAACACACUGUUGAGCUGUGAGAACAGGGAAGUGAAUUUCCACAUGGAUUACAGUUGUGGAACUGCAGCUGUUCGUGGAGACAAGGAAAUGAGUGAGGGACAGCACUUUUGGGAAAUAAAAAUGACCUCUCCAGUAUAUGGUACAGACAUGAUGGUAGGAAUAGGAACAACUGAUGUCAAACUGGACAAAUUUCGCCACACCUUUUGCAGCUUAUUGGGAAAGGAUGAAAAUAGUUGGGGUCUCUCCUAUACAGGUGUUCUACAUCACAAAGGUGCUAAGAGUCACUUCUCAACAAGAUUCGGUCAGGGCUCCAUCAUAGGUAUUCAUCUGGAUACGUGGCAUGGUGUCUUGACGUUCUUCAAAAACAGGAAAUGCAUAGGAAUGGCAGCCACCAAACUGCAAAACAAAAAGUUUUUUCCAAUGGUUUGUUCAACUGCAGCAAGAAGUAGUAUGAAGGUGAUACGUUCAUGUUUCUCCCCGACUUCUCUCCAGUAUCUUUGCUGUCUGCGGCUCCAACAGCUCGUGCCUGAACACAUUGACAAAUUGGAGGUUCUUCCGCUACCCCCAGGUCUGAAGCGCAUGCUCCGCAAUCAGUUGGGUUGGGUUCUCUCAAUGAAUCAAGAAAGCAGUGGCAAUGAGACUGCAAACAACUCAUCGGGAAGCGAUUCUGACAGCUCUUCCACAGCAGACGCGGAAACUUGCCAACGGAAAAAAUGUCGAUGGACUUAACACAUCUGGGUUGAUUCCUUUUUAAAUCAUGACUAUUGCAUGUAUGGCAGUUCAAAUUGUAUUUAGUGUGGACCUGGACCAUUGCUGCUAUACAUGAGAUGUGUAAAGUUCCCAACUUCAUUUUCAAUUGUUCUAGCUCCUUGCAGCAAACUAACGAGGACUGUGUUACUUGUGAACUCAGAUUGGCAGACGUGUAAGAUGAUGGUUUAAGAUGCUGUUCUUCUCAAUAAAGUUACCUGUGUACAAAUUUUAUUUCCUCAAUCUGCACUCUUUUUGUAGGGUAUUUCGUGCUUUCACUUAAAAAUAUUAAAUGAUCAUCUUGUCCAAAA
This is a messenger RNA of Leucoraja erinaceus (little skate), 1588 nucleotides long. RefSeq names its product SPRY domain-containing SOCS box protein 3-like. The record is from RefSeq and is a predicted model, not a curated record. Bases 186 to 1259 code for a protein of 357 amino acids. The transcript has 7 exons. Gene Ontology annotation, cellular component: SCF ubiquitin ligase complex. Gene Ontology annotation, molecular function: protein binding. NCBI's taxonomy places the organism in Eukaryota, Metazoa, Chordata, Chondrichthyes, Rajiformes, Rajidae. Gene Ontology annotation, biological process: proteasome-mediated ubiquitin-dependent protein catabolic process.